Haemonchus placei is the source of this 1203-nucleotide messenger RNA. The record is from the annotation of a GenBank genome assembly. Lineage: Eukaryota; Metazoa; Nematoda; Chromadorea; Rhabditida; Trichostrongylidae.
AUGAUGAUGGUUUCUUUUAUCAACAUUGCAGUCAUCCAGAUGACAUCGCUCCUGCUUGUGCUUUUGUCGUUAUGCCUAGCCAUAGACGCAAUUUGGCGUGUGCCCAUAUCCAAAACAGUUCUUGAUCGAAGUUCUUUCAAAAAGGAUGCCAUAGCUGAAUUUCUGAGACAGAAAUAUAUCAAAAACUACACGUUCGGCUAUGACUAUCAAGAGGGACUCUCCAAUUACUUUAAUGGCGAGUACUACGGUACUAUCCAGAUUGGAACUCCUCCUCAAACAUUCAAAGUGGUAUUUGACACCGGCUCGUCGAACUUAUGGGUUCCCUGUGCAAAUUGUCCGUCCUCCGACCUAGCCUGCUUAUCUCAUCAGAAGUUCAAUUGUUCACAAUCGUCAACUUGCACCCAAACGUACCAGUCUUUUCCUCUUUAUUACGGGACGGGCUCAACGCAGGGUUACGUUGAUAACGAUGUCGUCUGCUUUGGAACGAAUCAUCAGUACUGUACCAACAGCCAACAAGGAUUUCUUUGUGCAAUGCAAGAGCCCGGAGACACAUUCCUUUACACACCAUUCGACGGCAUUCUCGGAAUGGCAUGGGAUUCGAUUGCAGAAGGAGGCGUUGCUCAACCUAUGACACAGAUCUUUGCUAAUCAGACAAUUUGCCCAGAAGCCGUCUUUGCUUUCUGGCUGAAUCGUGACCUCUUCAAUAAUGCCAUCGGUGGAGAGCUGACUCUGUGUGGAAUUGACCCGACCCAUUAUCAGGGCAAAAUUGCAUGGGAGCCGCUAAUCUCGGAGACCUACUGGCAAAUCCAACUCGGAGGGUUAACCGUCAACGGGCAGCAAAUCAUCGAUGGUCCCGUCGGAGCAAUCGUUGACAGUGGCACCUCACUCAUUUUAGGACCACCUUCGGUGGUCCAAGAGAUCCAACAAGCCAUUGGAGCAGACGAAUACGGAUCGAUCGACUGCAGCACUAUUCCCAGUCUUCCACCAAUCACCUUCACCAUCGGUGGCGCAGAGCUGACCUUGACGGCAAAUCAAUACUUGAUCCAGUAUACCGACGGAACGUGCACAUCCGGCUUCCAGGGGGACCAAAGUCCAGCUCCCGGUGUCUCAUGGGUCCUCGGUGACGUCUUCAUAGGGGCCUUCUACUCGAUAUUUGACCAUGCAAACAAGCGAGUUGGAUUUGCUGUAUCAAAGCAUGUCUAA